Caenorhabditis sp. 36 PRJEB53466 is the source of this 580-nucleotide messenger RNA. Lineage: Eukaryota; Metazoa; Nematoda; Chromadorea; Rhabditida; Rhabditidae. The record is from the annotation of a GenBank genome assembly.
AUGGAUUCGCCGGCGUGGAUGUUCACGAAGGCGUUGAGCCAUAGACAAAAGGUUUGCUCUGAUGAUUGAGCGAUUUCGCAAUAUUUCGACAAACUGCUGACAAUUCCGAUCAGCCGUCAAAUGAUCAACUGCCCAUUUGCAGGUGACCCGUCUCUACAAACGUUGUCUGCGUGAAGUGGACAACUGGUACGGAGGGGACAACCUCGAAGUUCGCUUCCAAAAGUGCAUCAUCCGUGCUCGUUUCGACGCGAACGCAAACGAGGUCGACACUCGCAAGAGCCAGAUCCUUCUGGCCGACGGAUGCCGUCAAGUGUGGGAGAAGCGUCACUUCAAGCCUUUCCGUUUCGCUCUCGACCCCGGAGGCUCCAGCUACGAUCGUGAGCGCGAGUCGCCUGACGAGAUCGUCGACUCGGAUCAGUGGACUCUGGCUGAACGCGAGCAGUUCCCGUACUACUUCAACACUCGCGAGCAGCGUAAGAAGGAGUUGCUGGCGCACUGGGCCAAGAUUGAGAAGGCUUGGGACGAGGAGAUCGCGUCGAUUCAGACCCAACUCCCGGCCGCCCAAGCAGUCGCCAAGUGA